GAGCUCGCUGGGGUUUCCUUUUUUUCCCUGCCCGAGCGGAGAAAGAUGGCGGGGGCAGGCGCCGGCGGGAUGGCGCUCAGGGAGCCGACGGGUCUGCGAGGCUGAGCUGCUGGAGGAGGCCGCUCUCGGGGGCUGCUGGGAGGCCGAGAGGGAGGAAGGAAGGGCGGGAAUUUCGCGGUGGCGGCGCUCUCGCUCUUCCUCGGGCGAGAGGAGCCGGCGGCGGCGGCGGCAGGGCUCGUCCCGGGGCCCGACCAGGGGUGUGGAGGCGGGAAAGCGAGAGGAUGAAGAGCCCGGCGCGGCGGCGUCGCUGCUGCUGCUGCAACCCGGGGAGCCGCCCCAGUUGUGUCCCACCAGGCCGGGCCGCUCGCUAGUCCGUGCUGGAGGCGGCGCAGGGCAGCCCGGGCGCCGCGGCCGCAGAGCAGCUGCUGGAAGGGGAGUGCUUGCCGCCCAGGCUCCGGCCCGCCGGGGCCAUGCCGUGGCUGAGCGGAGGGCGGCGGCGGCGCCAGCAACAACAGCCACCGCAGCAGCCGCCGCCGCCGCCGCCGCCGCAGCAACAGGCUCCAGCCGCUAUGGGGCAAGGGAUGGGGCAGCCGGCAGCGCCGCGUGGCCGGGAGAACUCGGAGCUGCCUUUGCCCGCCGGCUGGGAGGAAGCGAGGGACUAUGAUGGGCGAGUCUUCUAUAUCGACCACAACACCCGGCAGACGUCGUGGAUCGACCCCCGGGACAGGAUUACAAAGCCAUUGACAUUUGCUGACUGUGUUGGCGAUGAACUGCCUUUAGGAUGGGAAACUGUUUACGAUCAACAGAUUGGUGUUUAUUACAUGGACCAUAUCAAUCAACUCACACAGAUUGAGGACCCAAGAGAGCAGUGGAGAAGAGAGCAGGAGCGCAUGUUGAAGGAAUAUUUAAUUGUUGCCCAGGAAGCACUUAAUGCCAAAAAAGAAAUCUACCAAAUUAAGCAGCAGCGUUUUGAGCUAGCACAAGAAGAAUAUCAGCAGCUGCAUAAAAUGUGUGAGGAUGACAGUCGCUCUUAUGCCAGCUCAUUCUCUGGAUUUUCAACCAAUACCAAAUACGACCCAUGUCAGAUUAAAGCAGAAAUAGCAAGUAGGCGUGACAGACUUUCUAGGUUGAAGCGGGAAUUAACGCAGAUGAAGCAAGAACUACAGUACAAAGAGAGAGGCGUAGAGACAUUACAAGAGAUUGACCGUAAGAUGUCAAAUGCCCAUAUGAAUUACAAAUUGGAUGAAGCCCAAGCAAUAAUGAAUGAGCUUCGAAGCAUCAGGAAGGCUAUUUGUAUGGGUGAGAGAGAGAGGCAAGACUUGAUGCAGAGUCUGGCCAAGCUGACAGAUGGAUUCAGGAAUAGCUGUUGUAUUACAGAAUCUCUGCAGGAUCUUCAUCAUAAUUCUAGCCCACUUAGUGACUCCAGUUUACCUCAACACUACUCUGAUGCUUGUUCUCAAACUGAUAUCAUUGGAGAGGAAUGGGCAACUAUCUCCAGCAUGUUUGGAUUUGAUGACAAAAGACGUGCUGACAAAAUAAAAUUGAGCUGGCAAUAUGAAGAGGCCAGAAAGAAGGUUUUCAGUAUCCAGCAACAGUUGGCUCUGCAUGAUCAUGAGUCUUGGCCAGGGAUGGUAGAAGCGGACAGAGACCAUCUUCAGCUCAUCAAAGAGAAAGAAGCUCUCCUACAAGAACUGCAGGUCAUAAGCCAGCAGCAGAGGUCCCCGGAAGACAUGGAUCGUUUAGAGGAGGAAAAGAGGAGGUUGGAGGAUGAAAUCCAGCAGGCUCGGGCCACUUCUUCUCAUGGUGCAGCCGAAAGGAUACUGUUACAAGAAAAGAAGAACUGUCUGCUCAUGCAGUUGGAAGAAGCAACUCGUUUAACAUCCUAUUUAUGCUCGCAGUUGAAGAGCUUGUCUGCCAGCACACUAACAAUAUCAUCUGGAAGUAGUCGGGGGUCAUUGGCAUCCAGCCGUGGAUCUUUGGCGUCCAGCAGGGGCUCUCUCAGUUCUGUCAGCUUCACAGACAUCUAUGGUGUUCCUCAAUAUGAGAAAUCGGACAGUGCUACAGAGUAUGGGCAGCUUAUGCGAUAUGACCCAGUUCCUGUUGAUUCUCACAGUAAAGAUGUACAGUAUAUUGAAACUAUUGGACAUUCUAGCUGCAGUAAGCAAAGGAGAUCAUUGGACACCCCUUUAUCUUUAGCAUCUCUGUCCUCACGGUCUUCUCUGUCCUCACUGUCGCCACCAAGUUCCCCCCUGGAUACCCCCUUCCUACCUCCUUCUCGGGAUUCUCCAUUGGCCCAGCGGUCAGAAGGAUAUGAGGAAAUGAUGGGAACAGGUGCCUUAGAAAUGCUCAGAGCUCAGGCCUCUAUUUUGGGUGAAGACAAAGCACAAGAAACUGUUUCAUCCAAGGCUCUUGAAUAUUCUACAGGCAGUGAAGGACUUCGAGAAGCAGGACUGCAGCUGACAAAUGUUCCAACCUCUGGAGCUGUGACCCUACGUGAAGAUAGUGCUAGAAGGUCAGAGAGGAGAGCCAGGCGAGUCUCAGCAUGUCUGUCCAAUUAUUCACUGGCUAGUGACAGUGGCGUGUUUGAAGCUUUAAGCAAAAGGAAUGAGGAUAUUGAAGAAUCACUUUACAGUGAUGCUGUCAGCAAUGAAGAGCCCAAAAUGCAAGUUGGAUUUCUGCAUGACAGUGCGACUGAGUGUCUUCUGGUCCAUGUGUUGCAGCUCAAGAACUUCACAGGCUUUGCUGUGAAAGAAGGCUGUAAAAUACAUGUGAGGAUAUACUUAGCAUCUCUUGAGUCGGGCACAUCAACCACUUACUGCUCCAGAGCUUUGGAAUUCCAAACUCCCUUAGUGUUGAAUGAAGUCUUCCAGAUUCCUGUACAUUCAAAUAUUUUGAAGCUGAAAUCACUACAGCUUUAUAUCUGUUCAGUUGGCCAUCACCAGCAAGAAGAAUUGUUGGGCAUUGCUCAGAUUAGCCUAGCUGACUAUGAGAGCUCCAAUGAGAUGCAACUUCACUGGUACCCCAUCCAGAUAUUCACUGGUUCAGACUGUGAGCAGACAAAAGACAGACCAAAAUGUGAAGAAAAUGCUUCUCAGAUUUUCGAAAACAAAGCUACAAUGAAAAUGGAUGCUGUGACUGCCCUUUUAGCUAGGACCACAGCUCAACUGGAAGCUGUGGAGAGAGAAUUAGCAGAGGAGAGAGUAAAACUGGAGUACACAGAAGAGGAAAUUCUAGAGAUGGAGCAAAAGGAAGACCAGCUAGAAGCUGUGUCAGAGAGAAGUUGGCAAGCAGAAUCAGUUGACAGUGGAUGUAGUAAUUGUAUGCAGACUAGUCCUCACCCAGAGUCUUACUGCAGUGAAUCAUUACACAGUCAUAUGCUUGCACCUCAAACAGAGCAGUGUACUUCUAAAAAAGUCUCGCCUCCACCUCUAAAGGCAAAUAAGGAGACCAACACAGAAGAAACAGCUUUGCUUCAUAAAAACAGAACUGGCCGUCGAUCCCGUGGGUCUGCUUUUGUUCGUAGUAGUACCAUCGUUCGCUCACAGACAUUCUCACCUGGUGCACGAAGUCAAUAUGUUUGCCGACUAUAUCGUAGUGACAGUGACAGUUCUACUCUGCCAAGAAAGUCUCCAUUUAUCCGAAAUACUUUGGAAAGACGUACGCUGCGUUAUAAGCAGCAAUCCUGUAGAUCAUCUUUGGCUGACCUUAUGGAGAGGACGUCACUAGACCUGGAGCUGGAUCUCCAGGCAUCCAGAACAAGGCAGAGGCAGUUGAACGACGAAUUAUCUAUCUUGAGAGAGUUGCGGCAGCGCCUGGAGGAUGCCCAGCUUAGAGGUCAGACUGAUCUGCCUCAUUGGGUGCUUCGGGAUGAACGAUUUCGAAACUUGCUGAAGGAAGCGGAGAGGCAGACAAGGCAGACCAAAUUUGAACAUCGUCAACAACAAGCAGCAGAAAAAUUGCUUAAAAAGGCAUCCAAAGAAGUUUACCAACUACGUGGUCAAAACCAGAAGGAGCCUAUUCAGGUUCAGACCUUCCGGGAGAAAAUAGCAUUCUUCACAAGGCCAAGGAUCAACAUACCUCCUCUGCCGGCUGAUGAUGUUUAACAUGUUGCUUUGUAAACAUGAAGUAUUUAUCUGCCUGUUUAAAAUGAAGUUAUUAAACUAGUUAAGUUUAUUUUUUAAAAUCGUUGUGCAAAGACUAUUAAUAUACACAUUUUGUAAAAAAAUAAUAAUAAAGUAAACAAAAACAUAUAUAAAUAUAUACAUCUAUAUAUAUUAUAAUAGUGACUGCAGCAAGGCUUGGUUUUUCCUUGUUGUGAAAUUGACAUCUCGGAAGACAACUUAUUUUAUAUUAAAAAAAAAAUCAACUAUCCUGUUAGAGUUAUGUACUGUUUUUAUGCUGUUUUAUUUGACUUAAAAGGCUGGAAGACAGAAACAACGUGAGUUCAGGCAAAUUCACUGUAUUGUAAUUUAUUUAUAGUAACUCAUUUUCCUUGAAGGAAAAUAUUUACUUUAAUAUGUAUUUUUUAAAAAACAGAAAUUUUGUUACUCAGUAUUUGUCAUACAGUAGAAUGGAACCAUUGAGCUGGUUUUGUUUCUGAUAGCUGAAAUGAAAAUACUAUGUUCUAAAUUUGUCACUUUUUAAUCAGCUUUACUGUCUGCAUCUUAUAAUGUAUCAUGUUUUUUUCUGGCACUGUUUUGAUAUCAAAAUAUCACCUGCGAUGUUUUCUUUUUUCUUUUUAAAAAGAGAUUCAGUUAAAAUGCCAUUAAACAUUGCUAGGUGAAACUGCAUGUUCUUACUGUGCACUACUAGAUUGUUCUCAUUUCAGUUGUGUCAAGUAUGUCUCUUAUAAUUUUAACUAGUUUUUCUGUUUAACGAGGGAAGGAAGAAGGUGACAGGUCUCUCUAGCUAUUGUUUUAGGAAAGGCACUUGUGAGUUUUCCAUAUUAAUCAGCAGUGUAGGAUUUGGACACUUCUACUAUUUGACUGUUCCAGAAAGUGGUUAGGACCUCAUUUAGGAAACUAUCCCAGCUAUCAUGGGACUUACCAGUUUGUUAUAUUUCCUCAUAAAUCUUACAUUCACAACUUUAUUUUCUUUAAUUAUAACGAUACCUUAAAGUGUGACUCAAAAAAACUUAACACCAUACUGCUUUUAAUGCCACAUACAGAGGAGGUGCUGUGGAUUACCUGAUCAAAUACCAGCUUAUGUUUGCGGAAGCAUCAUAACAGUGAUGUGAGUUUUGCCUAUGGUUCACUCAUGGCUUUGUCUACUUUUGUAGUAAAAAAGCCUAAUUGUGUACAUGCCUGGAACUUCUUUAGUUUCUGAACUAUUAGCAGACAUUACCUCUUUUCACCCAUCACUUUCCAUGAAUGCUGCAGACUUCACCAGCGAUUCUUCAGGUUUCCACAUGAGCUGCUAUGCAAAAUUCAACUAUGUGGCAUUGUCCUGCUAUAUUAGAAAUAUUCCUCAAAAAAAGCUACUGUCCAGAUAGUACAUUUUGUGGUGUGAUUUCAAAUCUGUGCUAAUUCUUUGUUUUCUUUGUUUUUGUUCAUUUCUAUUCCCUCCCCCACUUUAAUUAUUCAAAUUGCUGAGUAAAACCAUUUUCAGUUGCAUUCCUAACCUCCAUAGCACUAGCAAUCUCUUCUGACCUCAUAUUACAUGUACAGUUUAAUACAUUUUUCUUAUCCCAUUGCUAAAGUGGUUGAGUGGCAUAAGCUUUUGCAUCAAACUGAGAUUGUUCUCCUGAAUUUGUAAGAUCUGCUAAAGCAGUUUGUUGCCCUGUUAAACAUUAUUUUUUUCAUUUGUGUUCUGUAGCUUUGAAGACGGUCACUUGGGCUUUAGGAGAACUUGUAGUUUUUGUUAACAAUGGACUGUCACCUUAAAUUCCCGAGAGUGCCACUUCUUGUGUCUUGCAAAUGUAUGAAAAUGACUUUAUUAUGCUAUUGUAUUCAACUUCAGUUACCCAAAGAAUUAUGUCCCACAAAAUGGGAGCCUAUAUUUUGGGGACUUCAAGAAAUGAACACCAUUUUUAUAUGGGACACUGUCAAGUCAAACUUUGAUGUUAGUUAAAAAUCAAACAUUGCCUUAGGGAAGCCUGAUACCAAAGAAAGUUGUUAAGCUAAAAACGAGUCAGCUUGGAACUCAAGCAUUGUGUUAAUCUCACGAGAACCUAACCAUUAAAUUGUUUUACAUAGUCUUGUGUUUUGAGAGAGAUUUUAAACCAUAUGUAGUGCAAAUCAUUAAAUCUGGAUUAAAGAUUAACAGUGUAAUCUUGUGUAUGUCGACUCAGAUGUAAGACUCAUUGAGUACAGUGGGACUGACUCCCAGGUAAGUGUACAAAGGAUUGCAGCCUCCAUCUGUUAAUUUUGUAUGAUCAUAUUUUGAUGGAUGCUUCAAGCUUUUCAGUUGGAAAUGAGAAACGCUUGGCAUUACCAUUACGGGUUGCUUUGUAGAAUCUCUGCUUGGUAUGUUGGUAGAUGGAAAAGGGUCUCUUGUCUGGAAAACAUGAGCUCAAAAUUCCAAAGGAACAAGAAUAAUGGUUUGUAACCGGGGUAGAAGCCCUAAAGGGGGAAAAAUCACGGCUCUAGUUCAGUCGUUAGGAAGAAUUAAGUAUUUCCCAGCACUUAACCAGGAGGUGGUCUUGAGUUGUUCCAUCAUAUUACAAACUGACAUGUAAUUAAUUUGGGUUACAAUUCAGCAGCUCCCAAUGCACUUGAAAAAUGCAGUAGACAAAGAAGGCGUUCCCAUUUUACCCCCAGUGUGAAGACAAAUAAACACUGCAAACGAAGACCGUGUUCUAUCACCUGUGAUGUAUACUCCUUGUUUGUGACAAAGAGCAGGCAGUGUAAAUUUGUUGCCAUCUAUUAUGACAAAUUACUGUAUUUUGUUUGCGUACGUUAAGCCUAUGUGGAGUAAAUGGAAGGCACUGUAUGUGAAAUAGAAAACGUUUUGGAGGUUCCCUGAUAAGGUAUAUUGCUGGGUUGUAGUGGUGGUAGCUAUGCAGUAUGCCCAGAGAUUUUAGGGAAGAUAAGAUUCUGACUGUUAAAAUGAAUACUGCUACAGUGUGUUAAAGCAUAAUAUCCUCUCCAGUAUUCAUUUCUUGUGUUUGUCAUACUUUCUGAAUGGAUUGUGUCAUUUGUAUUUGAAAAGUAUUCUGAAAAAUAAAUUUUUUAAAAACUUGCCAUAAA
Messenger RNA from Podarcis raffonei (Aeolian wall lizard), 7187 nucleotides. It is a transcript of the gene WWC3, whose product is annotated as WWC family member 3. Gene Ontology annotation, molecular function: kinase binding; molecular adaptor activity. Gene Ontology annotation, cellular component: cytoplasm. The record is from RefSeq and is a predicted model, not a curated record. Gene Ontology annotation, biological process: negative regulation of organ growth; regulation of hippo signaling; regulation of DNA-templated transcription. The coding region runs from base 471 to 4103 and encodes 1210 amino acids. Lineage: Eukaryota; Metazoa; Chordata; Lepidosauria; Squamata; Lacertidae. The transcript is spliced from 24 exons.